Messenger RNA from Vanessa atalanta (red admiral), 1884 nucleotides. Its product is annotated as lysozyme-like. The record is from RefSeq and is a predicted model, not a curated record. NCBI's taxonomy places the organism in Eukaryota, Metazoa, Arthropoda, Insecta, Lepidoptera, Nymphalidae. The transcript has 5 exons. Bases 85 to 630 code for a protein of 181 amino acids.
CUCUGAUUAAAUCCUAACCUAAGCCACAUACAAUAUGUUACUCCAUAGACGUUUCCACUUGUGCGAGAAAUAGUAUUUAAAAAUAUGAAGUUAUUUUCGUACAUUUUAUUCGUAAUUUUUAUUGUUGGAAGUGAGACGAAGAAAUUCACAAGAUGCAGACUGGCUACCGAAUUAAUAAAAACGAAAUUAAUCGAAAAGACGUUUUUGGGUAAUUGGGUUUGCCUCAUAGAAAAAGUAAGCAACCGUGAUACAAAAGCCUUCGUUGUGACUCCCAGUGGAAAGAAAUUUUAUGGACUGUAUCAGAUACCGAGCAGAUGGUGCAGAGAGGGUAAAAAAGGAGGGGACUGUAACAUAGCAUGUGAAUCGCUACUCGACGACGACAUCAGAGACGAUACAGCCUGCGCUGUCAAUAUAUUUCACGAGGAAGGCUUUAAGUAUUGGACGCAAUGGACUAACAGAUGCAAGAAUGAUAAUCAUAUAACUACUGAAAUUUACAAAUGUCCUGAUCUUAUGUCACGAAGGAGAAACCCAGAUAGCCCACUUCAGAGUGAAAAUUUGAGGGUUAAAAGAAAAGUUUCCAGAGUUGGCAUGGAACGUUCAAGGGCAUCCAGCUAUUACGGGCUCCAAUAGUUACCGUCAUAUUUGUUGUUUUUUUUUACCUAUUUACAUUAACUGUUUUUGGUGAUUGAAAUUUUUGAAGUUUUAUUAUUGUCACCCUCUCCAGAUGUAUGAUUAAUGUUAUACUUUUUUCAAUACAUACAUAUAUUAUUGACAUUGAAAUGCUUAAGUAAAUUAACUCUAAAAUUUAGAAUUAAAAUAUUAUUGCGAGUUACGAACAAUGAAAACCGACCUAAAAUAUUUUAAUUGAAUUAAUUUCCAUGCCAUUGAACAAAAGCUUUAUUUACAAGCAAAGGUCAUAUUCAAUUUUGUUGAACAAUCCAGUUAAUUAAUGAAUUCAAGGUUUUAUUUGGAAUAUAUUUUUAAUAUUAAUAGUCAAAACGAAUCGAAAGGUUCUUGGUUCUAGGGUUUUGUGCAAGUCCGUUAUGGUGGAUACCACCACAUAUUCUACUGCCAAACAGCUACACUUAAUAUUGUUUUGUUCCAAUUUGAAGGUUGUUUAAGCAAGUGUUACUUCAGGCACAAGGAUAUAAUAUCUAGCAUAUUGACGAUGUAAGGGAUUGUUACUAUUUCUCUCUUAUCUCACUUAUCAUUUGCCAGUCUGCCUACCUAUUUUAAAUAAGUCUUCAACCUUGCCUUACUGGCGCUCUCAGCUGAGUUUACAUUUUUUAUAUUGUCAUUUUUCAAUUGUUUUGAGAUAUUAUUUCUCAUCCUUGCUGUGGAUACUAUUAUAAUGGCUGAAUUUGCUUUGAAAUUGAAACACUACAAGAUACAUUUUUAGCAUUAGCAGCCUGUUAAUUUUCCCACUGCUGGGCUAAAGGUCUCCUCUCCCUUUGAGGAGAAGGUUUGGAGCAUAUUCCACUACGCUGCUCCAAUGCGGGUUGGCGGAAUAUACAUGUGGCAGAAUUUCGUUGAAAUUAGACAACUAAAAUAUUAAUAUUGCGUAAUUUAAUGAACUGAGGUGUCCCAUUAAAUCUAAUGGCGUGGCUGGUUGUCAUGAAAACUACCGUUGUAGUAUGGCAAGAUUACAGAUUGAUACCACCUGUUGGUAAGUGAUGCCCAUAGACAUUGGCAUCGGUUUUGGACUACAGUGCUGUAGUCGAUUUUUUUGUAACAAAUACAUUUAUAAUGUAUACUGCAGCUAUAUGAGAUAAAAAUGCAUGAUAUUCAUAGUUUUCUUCUUAAUUCUUAAUUCCCGUAGUGCGAAAUAGAAUUUAGCAGAGCAAAAAAAAAAACUAAAAACGUAUAUAAAACUAUUUUCAUCAC